Molecule: messenger RNA, 132 nt
Organism: Hepatospora eriocheir
Lineage: Eukaryota; Fungi; Microsporidia; Hepatosporidae
Source: the annotation of a GenBank genome assembly
AUGUUUAUUUACCAUUUGAUGAAAAUUCUCGUUCUAAAUUUGUUACCAUUGAUGGUUCUGGAUAGGGAGGAAGAUACCAUUGACUAUUUUCAGCACCCUGUUCUGGUGCUCUAUUUCUACCCAAUAAAAUAG